Notodromas monacha is the source of this 1872-nucleotide messenger RNA. NCBI's taxonomy places the organism in Eukaryota, Metazoa, Arthropoda, Ostracoda, Podocopida, Cyprididae. The record is from the annotation of a GenBank genome assembly.
AUGUUCCAGGUGAACAAGAUGAAUCUGAUUGCUCGGAAGUUGCAACUGGAACCAGGAAUGACGGUCGUCGACCUUGGCUGUGGUUGGGGCACGUUGUCCUGCUUCCUGGCCUCUAAUUACGGCGUCAAAGUGACCGGGGUCAAUAUCUCGACGGAGCAGGUCAAAUUCGCCAGGGAACUGGUGGCUCAACGAGGACUAGAAAACCAAGUCACUUUCAUCCUCGACGACUACCGGAAUUUGAGCGGAAAAUUCGACCGACUCGUCGCGGUCGGGCUCCUGGAGCACGUGGGACUCAUGAACAUGCCGGAAUUCUUCGACGUGGCCCAUCAGGUUCUGAAACCCGGUGGACUCGCUCUCGUUCAUUGCAUCACCAGCGGGAAAACAGUGCACGUGCAAGUAGAUCGGUUCAUUCAAAAGUACAUCUUCCCCAACGGGUAUUUGCCGAGUCCCAAGUUGCUGGUGAAAUACGCCGAAAGCAAAUUCGUUGUCGAGGACAUGCAGAACUUUGGCGUGGACUACAUGCGCACUUUGCAUGUUUGGCACAAGCGAUUCAAGGCCUGUGUGGCCAAGGGGGUCUUUGACCCGGAGAAGCAAGACGAGACCUUUGUUCGCAUGUGGGAAUUUUAUCUUUUAUACAGUGCAAGCGGGUUCAAGGCGAGGAUUAUCCAUCUGUACCAGGUCGUGUACUCGAAGAAACGACCUGAGAUUUACAUCGCUCCUCGGUAAAUUGUUAAUUACCGAAACUUUGGAUUGACAUUUCGAAACUAUCAAGUUCCCUAUUUGAUACUACCGUACAGAAUAAAGGUUAUUCCUGCGGACGUCAGCCCUUGAAGAGCUUUAUGUCAAGAAAAGCGGGUUUACAAGCUUCAUCGGUGCCUUAAAAUAAAGUAAUACUGUAUACGAAGCGAUUUAAAUCCCUGCAUAAUAGUUGAAAUUAUUCUAACGGUCGUCCGAUCGUUAAAAUUUACUGAAAGAAGGUCAAUAGAUUUCGGGGAUGAUGCGGUUUAGAAGCUUGUUAGUACCAAAGUGUCCCUUGAAAUGAAGCACCAGGCGAUUAAUAUUCCUCUCUCAAAUAACGCAUUAUUCGCUCAUGCCUUCAAGCUUUGAAAAGUUGAUUGCAAGAAAGAUCAAUAUAUACCAAAAAUGAUCCACAAGUUUUUUCCAGUACUUUCAAAUUUAGUACAUCACCUAUAUUUUAAUUGCUUCAGGCACCCAUUUUUUAGUGCUGUUUAUGAGAACUUACCGAAGCAUGACGGGAUAACCACGACAGGACUAAAAUAGGAAUCCCUGUCCAAUAUAUUGUUCUGGAGUUUUCGUUCAUUCUACAAUUUUCUGAUUUUCUUUGAAUGCAAAUGCCUAAAGUGAAACUGACAUAUUAUGUUCUUCCAUUUCAGGAGCGAAACAUAAGGAUAAAGAACUAUACAAGUAUUUAAAAUGCCUAAAAAACUACUUAGGUUUAGAAAUUGAUUCUAACAUGAAACAUAUAUCUGAUUAGUGAUGACCGCCUAAACAUGCACUGCAUCAAGAUUUCAAUUAACUUCCUACCAGCAGCCUCAGAAGCAUCGAUCAAGUGCAAAUGAUGGCUUCUGAGAUUUCCGAAAAACAAUGGUAGUUUCGUGAGUUUUGGUGGAGGACACUCAAAUUUGAAACAGGACGCAUGUGUCCAUGCAGCUUGAUUCUGGCACAUUGUAUAUAGAUAGUAUUUUUCCUUGAGCACUGUUCAAUUCAACGUCGUUCAAUCAUCAAUUUGGGUGCAGGAUAAAAUCCCGUGAGAGAAAAAAUCCCGCGGCCCAAAAAUCCCGCGCGGCCGAAAAUCCCAUAGGCCCAAAAAUCUCGGAAGGUCCAAAAAUCCCGUAGGUACGAAAAUCUCGA